AUUGCACUCAGUGAACAUUCAAAAUGCAUCUCACAAAGACCCUCGUAGCAGCCAUCCUGCACUUUGCCGUGACCCACGCCCAAUGUGGCACGGCCGAUGCCUGUGUCCUAACUGAGACCUGCUCAACCUAUACCCGCACCACACCUACAACAACCACAUUUGCCACCUGCGUGCCUACCCCGACAUGUCUUAAAGUCUACCAGGAUUGCGAAUCCGGCGGAUCCGGAGACAUAUGUUGCUCGACUUACUGCGCGGCUACGAAAUGUCGACCUACAGACCCUAAGUGGCCAAACUGUAGGGAGGAUUUGGAGUUGUGUGAGGCGGAUGAGGAGUGUUGCUAUAAUAAUAAAUGUGUGGAGGGAUUAUGCCGCAAGGCGUAGUUUGCUUGAUGUUGAAUGUCUGUUUUCCUAAUGUAUCCUAUUCCUGUAUGCAUUCAUCAUUUCC
Molecule: messenger RNA, 444 nt
Organism: Aspergillus ruber CBS 135680
Lineage: Eukaryota; Fungi; Ascomycota; Eurotiomycetes; Eurotiales; Aspergillaceae
Exons: 3
Coding region: 24-380 (118 amino acids)
Source: RefSeq, a predicted model, not a curated record